Messenger RNA from Populus nigra (black poplar), 1457 nucleotides. Its product is annotated as protein MET1, chloroplastic. Bases 145 to 1173 code for a protein of 342 amino acids. Gene Ontology annotation, molecular function: protein binding. NCBI's taxonomy places the organism in Eukaryota, Viridiplantae, Streptophyta, Magnoliopsida, Malpighiales, Salicaceae. The record is from RefSeq and is a predicted model, not a curated record. The transcript has 7 exons.
UUCUUCUUUGAGGCCAAUCUCUCCUUCUGCCUCUCAGCAUCUCUCUCCCCCACCCUCCAAAUGGAAAGCAGCAGUACUUCUCAUUCCGAGCAGAAGCAAUUGAGCUGCUGAAGCAAAGCAAAACAGUAGUUGAACAAACCAACCAUGUCUUUAGCUCCAAGUAGAUAUCCUUCUCUCUACUCUUCAUCACCAUUACCAACAAGUAGUGUCCAAGCCAAGCAAAUCCCACUCCUUUUCUCUCAAAACACUCACUUUUUAUCCAAGACCUACUCAUUUCUCAGCACUUCAACAGCUUUCAGCAAUACCCUUUUGCUAAAACCAUCAAAUUCAAUCCUUAAAGCUUCAGAAACUGAGUCACAGACAUCAAAAUCUGCAGAGAGUGGAAGUGGAGGUGAAGGUGAAGGUGAAGGAGAAGAAAAGUAUGAAGAAUAUGAGGUGGAAAUAGAGCAGCCUUAUGGGAUAAAGUUUGCAAAGGGCAGAGAUGGCUCUACUUAUAUUGAUGCUAUUGCUCCUGGUGGAUCAGCUGAUAAGACUGGCAAAUUCAGUGUUGGUGAUAAAGUUAUUGCAACCAGUGCUGUGUUUGGGACAGAGAUUUGGCCAGCAGCUGAAUAUGGGAGGACAAUGUACACCAUCCGCCAAAGAAUUGGCCCAUUACUCAUGAAAAUGCAAAAGAGAUAUGGGAACAUGGAUUAUACCGGUGAACUGACAGAAAAGGAAAUUAUCAGAGCUGAGAGGAACUCUGGUGUCAUUAGUAACAGAGUGAGAGAAAUCCAAAUGCAAAAUUACUUAAGAAAAAAGGAGCAGAAAGAACAAAGAGAGAAGGAUCUUCGCGAAGGGCUGCAAUUAUACAAAAAUGCCAAAUAUGAGGAAGCACUGGAGAAGUUCGAGUCUAUGCUGGGAUCGAAACCAGACCCAACUGAAGCUGCAGUGGCAAGUUACAAUGUCGCUUGUUGUUAUUCUAAGCUUAAUCAGUUACAAGCUGGGCUAUCUGCACUUGAAGAUGCGAUGAAAGCAGGAUUUGAAGACUUUAAGCGAAUCCGGACAGAUCCUGACCUAUCCAAUUUAAGGACAGCUGAGGGAUUUGAACCUCUUAUGAAAAGGUUUGAUGAAUCAUUUAUCAACGAGAAUGCCAUCAACGCCAUUAAAUCUCUAUUCGGAUUCAACAAGAAAUAGAGUCAUGAAUUUGCUCCAAGGAUGAAAGAAUCAAAGAGGUAACUGCACCUGAACUUACAUGAAGCCAGGACUGGCCAAACCACCAACUGCUUCAGAGAAAACUCCUUUGUAAUUUGAUUUUUGUUUUUUCAUAGCUUUAGUUUAGGACGAGUUCAAAAAAGUUUAAUAUGAUUCGCCAUGAUUGGCUUGUUAUCCUGAUUCUUCUUUGGAUACAGUCUAUGAUAUGUAAUCUUCUUGACAAGAAAAUUGAAGAGGAUAAACAAGAAAAGUAAACUGUUUCUUUA